AUGCUACAGCAGCAACAAUUCCAGCAGCACACACCACCCUACCACGCGGAUCCCGUGCUCACCCAAAUCCUGCACCAGUUACAGCAACAGCAGUCGGUCAUCACACAGCUCCUCCAGAAACAUCAGGAAGUUACACCACCUGCACAUCUGUCGAACCUAGAACUCGUCAUUGAAUCUUUGGCCAACAGCAUAGCAGAGUUCCGCUACGAGCCUGAGCACAACAUAACCUUCACAGCCUGGUUCACCCGUUAUGAAGAUCUCUUCGCCAGGGAUGCAGCUCGGCUUGAUGACAGCGCCAAGGUUCGAUUGCUGCUUCGCAAGAUCGGAACGUCUGAACACGACAGAUACACCAGCUAUAUCCUCCCGAAGGCACCCAAAGAUGUAAGUUUUUCCGAAACAGUAACCCGGAUGAAAAGUUUAUUUGGCACUCCUCAAUCCAUCAUAAGUAGGAGGUACCAAUGUCUCCAGGUAUCCAAGCAACCUUCGGAGGAUUACAAAUCAUUUACGUGUCGUGUGAAUAGACUGUGUGUAGAAUUUGAACUAGGGAAGAUGUCGGAAGACCAGUUCAAAUGUCUCAUGUUUGUGUGUGGCCUUAAGGCGGAAAACGACGCGGAAAUGAGAACCAGGUUGCUCUCCAGGAUUGAAGAGAGGAACGAUAUCAGUCUGGAACAAGUUUCGGACGAGUGCCAACGGUUGCUCAACAUCAAACACGAUGCGGCCAUGAUAGAGGGUGCUCCAUCGUCAGCAGCAGUCCGAGCGAUCAGGGGGAAGAAGACGUUUGAGAAACGAUUUCCGAAACCUUCAUUCUCACCGCCGCGUUCCAGUAAAGAAAGUGGAUCCCGACCAACAUCUCCAUGUUGGAAUUGUGGCUCCAUGCAUUAUGCUCGCGAUUGCCAUUUCAUCAAGCAUAAGUGCACCAACUGUGGCCAAUUUGGUCACAAAGAUGGCUACUGUUCCAGUGCGAAGAAGGCCAAACGUCCUGGUAAACGCGAUAAAUUUCGACCAGCAACGAGAAGCCUGCAAGUGAAACAUGUGCGUCAUAGAAGGAAGUUUGUCCCGGUCGUGAUCAACAACCAAACAGUGAGGCUUCAGUUGGACACAGCUUCUGACAUUAGCAUUGUGUCCGAGGCUACAUGGCAGCUCAUCGGGAAACCAGAAUGCCGCAGGUCGAUGGUUACAGCAUCAACAGCUUCCGGAAAACCACUUAAGCUCCAAUCAGAAUUCUCCUGUGAUUUCACGAUAAAUGGUGUCACUCGUACUGGAAAGUUUUACAUCGUGAAGCAGCAGCUGAACUUGCUCGGUCUCGAUAUUAUCGAGGCAUUCAACCUGUCGUCCUUACCCAUGGAAAGUUUUUGCAAUCAAGUUACCAGUGGACAAGCCAACGUACAGUCCCUGAAAGAAAAGUUCCCUACCGUGUUCAGUGAUGUUCCGGGACUUUGCACAAAAACAAAGGUGAGGCUUACACUGAAGGAAGGAAGUGUUCCUGUCUUCCGGCCAAAACGACCGGUGGCAUACGCCAUGUGUAGCAUCGUCGACAGCGAACUCGACCGGCUGGAGAAACUUGGCAUAAUCUCUCCUGUCGAGUAUUCUGAGUGGGCGGCUCCGAUUGUAGUUGUUAGGAAAGCGAGCGGGGCAAUCAGAAUAUGCGGCGAUUAUUCGACGGGACUCAAUAAUGCACUCAAACCCCACCAGUACCCACUCCCACUACCUCAGGACAUCUUCUCUAAACUGGCGACAUGUAAAAUAUUCAGCCAGAUCGACUUAUCUGAUGCGUUCCUGCAGGUAGAAGUGGACGAAAGUUCGAGAGAAAUGCUGACCAUCAACACACACCGGGGCUUAUACCGCUUCCAUCGAUUGUCCCCGGGCGUGAAGGCAGCUCCAGGGGCCUUUCAACAGCUUGUGGAUACCAUGCUCGCCGGACUGGAGUGCACUUCAGGGUAUCUUGACGAUGUCCUAAUUGGCGGCAAGACCGAAGCCGAACACGACCGAAACCUGCAACAUUUUCUGCAACGAGUCCAAGAAUUUGGGUUCACCAUCAAGCUGGAAAAAUGCUCUUUCGGCCAAUCCCAAAUUAAAUAUUUGGGACAUCUCAUCGAUCAACAUGGUAUUCGUCCAGAUCCGAGCAAAAUCACAGCCAUCCGCAACAUGCCAGCUCCUUCAGACGUAUCCGGGGUUCGCUCAUUCUUGGGUGCCAUUAACUAUUAUGGCAAAUUCGUUCCGGCCAUGCGAACUCUCCGGUACCUACUGGACGAUCUACUGAAAGAAGACAAGAAAUUCAUCUGGUCCAAGGAGUGUCAAACGGCGUUCGACAAGUUCAAGCAGAUCCUUUCGUCGGACAUUCUGCUCACACACUACGACCCAAACCUCCCGAUUGUGGUAUCAGCGGACGCCUCUUCCGUUGGCAUUGGCGCCACCAUCAGCCACAAAUUUCCAGAUGGAUCAAUCAAGGUAGUCCAGCAUGCAUCACGAGCUCUAACCCCAGCGGAGCAAAAAUAUAGUCAGCCGGACCGCGAAGGGUUAGCUCUUGUUUAUGCCACAACAAAGUUCCACAAAAUGGUAUUUGGAAGAAGAUUCACCCUGGAAACCGACCAUGCACCGCUCCUGCGUAUUUUCGGAUCCAAAUCCGGAAUCCCUGUGUACACCGCCAACAGGCUCCAACGGUGGGCUCUUCAGCUUCUUCUGUAUGAUUUCCACAUCGUUUACGUCAACACCGAAAAGUUCGGGAACGCAGAUGUUUUAUCCCGACUCAUUGGAAAUCAUGCCAAACCCGACGAAGAUUUCAUCGUAGCCAGCAUUGCAGUGGAAAAUGAUGUAAGAUCAAUCGCAUUAGAUACGCUAAAAAUCCUUCCUCUUUCUUUUAGAGUUGUCCAGCGAACUACCCAAUUCGAUUCAGUGUUACGAAAAGUUGCCAACUAUAUACGGCAAGGUUGGCCUCAGUCAAAAUCGGCCAUUUCGGAUUCGGAGAUUCGUCGUUUCUUUGACAGACGGGAAGCACUUUCCCUCAUCGACGGAUGUGUAAUGUUCGCUGAGCGACUCGUAAUGCCCUCGGAAUACCGCCAACGAUGCCUUCGCCAGAUACACUGCGGUCACCCGGGCAUUCAACGUAUGAAGAGGAUUGCUCGAAGCUAUGUGUAUUGGCCCUCAAUCGAUGCCGAUAUUGAAAACUACGUGGCAACAUGGAAACCUUGUGCAUCGGUUGCCAAAAGUCCUACGAAACAGCAACCACUACCAUGGGCCAAAUCGACGGUUCCGUGGCAGCGAGUACAUACAGACUACGCUGGCCCUAUCGAAGGUGAAUAUUAUUUACUGGUUGUCGACUCCUACAGUAAAUGGGUAGAAAUAGUACGCACCAAAUCCAUCACGUCUUCCACUACCAUCGCAAUUCUCAGAAGUUUAUUUUCUCGGUUGGGUAUGCCAUGUACGUUGGUGAGUGAUAAUGGUACCCAAUUUACCAGUGGAGAAUUUGCUACAUUUUGCAUCGAGAACGGAAUUGACCACGUCACAACUGCACCAUUCCACCCACAGUCCAACGGCCAAGCCGAAAGGUACGUUGACACUUUCAAAAGAGCUAUUAAAAAAAUCCGAGAAGGAGGAGGAAGUAUAACGGAAGCUCUAGACGUUUUUCUACUAACGUAUAGAACAACGCCCAAUGCAUCAGUGUAG
Messenger RNA from Uranotaenia lowii, 3663 nucleotides. RefSeq lists its product as uncharacterized. Lineage: Eukaryota; Metazoa; Arthropoda; Insecta; Diptera; Culicidae. Gene Ontology annotation, biological process: DNA integration. The coding region runs from base 1 to 3663 and encodes 1220 amino acids. The transcript has a single exon. Gene Ontology annotation, molecular function: zinc ion binding; nucleic acid binding. The record is from RefSeq and is a predicted model, not a curated record.